Pogoniulus pusillus (Red-fronted tinkerbird) is the source of this 1861-nucleotide messenger RNA. It is a transcript of the gene RPL7L1, whose product is annotated as ribosomal protein L7 like 1. The transcript has 6 exons. Gene Ontology annotation, molecular function: structural constituent of ribosome; RNA binding. Gene Ontology annotation, cellular component: cytosolic large ribosomal subunit. Lineage: Eukaryota; Metazoa; Chordata; Aves; Piciformes; Lybiidae. The record is from RefSeq and is a predicted model, not a curated record. Bases 16 to 915 code for a protein of 299 amino acids. Gene Ontology annotation, biological process: maturation of LSU-rRNA from tricistronic rRNA transcript (SSU-rRNA, 5.8S rRNA, LSU-rRNA).
UCGCUCCCCGGGCAGAUGCCUUCGUGCGCACCACACUCACCAGCGAGCCAAGAUGACGGAUGCGGGACACAAGAGGGGACACAGACCUCGCCCAGACCCGCCGUAACACCGCGACAGCGCCCCGCUCUGCGCAUGCGCGGCAGCGGCACCCGGCAAGAUGGAGGAGGAGUGAGUGCGGGGGGUUGGCCCAAGCGGCGGAUCCCGCUGGUGCCGGAGAACUUGCUGAAGAAGAGGAAGGCCUACCAGGCCAUCAAGGCCACUCAAGCCAAGCAGGCGCUUCUCCAAAAGCGGAAGCUCCAGAGGGGGAAACAAAUUCAGUUCAAACGCCUCGAGGCUUUUGUUCGAGAUUCAUGGCGGAAGCACCGAGAUGUCACCCGGCUGAGGCGCAUGGAGCAGAGACCUGGGCAGGCAGCUCCACCUCAGGAGCAGAAACUAGCCUUUGCUGUGCGGAUUGCAGACAUUAAGGGAGUGAGUAAGAGGGUCAGAAGAGUGAUUGAGUUGCUGCGGCUGAAGAAAAAUUACACUGGAGUAUUUGUUAAACUGACUCCAUUGUCGCUGAAGAUGCUGCAGGUUGUGGAACCUUACGUGGCAUGGGGACACCCUAACCUGAAAUCUGUACGAGAGCUCAUCCUGAAACGGGGCCAAACCAGGAUUAAGAGAAAGAAGAUACCUCUGACAGACAAUAAAAUGAUAGAGGAACAUUUAGGGGCCUGUGGUAUUAUUUGCCUGGAAGAUCUCAUUCAUGAAAUCUACUCAGCUGGGAAGAACUUCAGGAGAGUCUCAAACUUUCUAUGUCCAUUCCACCUGUCAGUGGCUCGCCAUGCUUCACGUAAUAAAGUGGGUUUCCUCAAGGAAAUGGGCAAGCCUGGCUUCAGAGGUGAUGCCAUCAACCAGAUCAUCCGGCAGCUGAACUAGUCAUGUGAGAAACACCUUCCUAUAACUUCUAAACCCUAUCCUUUACCUGGUUUCCUAAGAGUAGCUGUACUGCCAUCUGACAUGAGGGGAGCUCCUUUGCUUUUGAUUCUUUACAGAAUAUCCUCAAGAUAGGGAAAGCUAACAAAGGGUCUUGCUCCAAUCAGGGGUCAGCAAAUCCUACUGGACACCUGCAUAAAGACCUGACUGCUGGGAGAUUGCAGUAAUGUGACUACUUUCUUUGCUGUUCUGCAGAGUCUUCGUGAAAACUUCAGGAUUUACAGCCUGUACCUUUUCAGUUGCAUUUUCCAUGGACAUAAUCGCUGUGCAAGGAUAUAUUAGAUUUUGGUGCCUUUAUUAAAAACAAAAACACAGAUGAUGAUGAUGAUGAUGGAGAGAGACUUGGAGCCGGUCCUUUUUAAGUAAGAGAAAUUGCAUUUGGUACAAGAAAGAACUUGAACUUCCUGGAGUAUCUGACUUAUGUAUCUCUGAAAACCAAUGUUUUUUUCUUUUAUACUCAUUACUGUUGACUCUGUGGCAGUCAGCUCCUCAUCUUGCAUUUGCUGUAAAGCAGUAGUGGUCAGUUCCUGAUUUAAAUUUGUCACAGUUGACACACACUCACUGAUUCGAUCCAGUCCUCCUGUGGAGUGAUUGAAGUUGCACACCUCCAUUUAGGUGUAAAAGGGUGUGCAGUCACCUGUUCAAGGCCGUUGUUGAGAGUCAGAAGGCACUAGGUAUUCCUCUCCUAGUGCAAGCCCAAUAGUGAAAAAUGUAGUUUUAAGUACCUAGAUUGUAUUUAUUUUAGAAGCCUUGAUUUUUGCUACUGAUCUACAAAACAGCAGCCUGAAGAUAAGUAUUUCUUGGUAGGAAAUCCCAGAAACUCUAAUAAAUGUUGGAAUCUAUGUAAUCAGUGUUUUUAAAAUAAAUGGUUUUGAUAAUUCUGUUGUAA